Molecule: messenger RNA, 1223 nt
Organism: Bolinopsis microptera
Lineage: Eukaryota; Metazoa; Ctenophora; Tentaculata; Lobata; Bolinopsidae
Product: voltage-gated hydrogen channel 1-like
Exons: 5
Coding region: 32-664 (210 amino acids)
Biological process (GO): proton transmembrane transport
Cellular component (GO): plasma membrane
Molecular function (GO): voltage-gated proton channel activity
Source: RefSeq, a predicted model, not a curated record
UAAAUUCAGGAUUAAGAAUUAACUGAAUGCGAUGGCCAACUCGACUGCAGAGGAGAGGAAAGACUCUGUCGAGGUCGAAGUUUCUGAAUCAAGAUCUCCGAAUAAUAACGGCGGAAUAAGAUGGAACGACUGGGGCAGUUGGAGAGAAAACAUAGAACACGUGUUGGAAAUGCACAGAUUCCACAUGGUUGUGAUAACUCUAGUUGUACUGGACGUCCUUAUUGUCACUCUUCAGCUUCUUAUCGACCAUGAUAUCAUCAAGGUUCCUCAUGAUAAGAAACACGCGAUAGAACACGGGUUACAUACGACUAGCAUCGCUAUUUUAGCAUUAUUUGUUGCUGAGUUAUUCCUGAAGCUAGCAGUAUUCAGACUUGAGUUUUUCAAGAAAUACUUCGAAGUAUUCGAUGGAGUUGUGGUGAUAGUGUCGUUUAUCCUGGACGUUCUACCUCAAAGUGUCCACACCUCAGCUGCCGAGCUUGUUAUUAUAGCCCGGCUGUGGAGAGUAGCUAGAAUCAUUAACGGGAUUAUCUUAUCAAUAACGACGGCGAAGGAGGAAGAAAUUAAGAAACUGAAAAAAAGUAUUACUAUACUGGAAGAAGAGAAUGAGAAACUGAAAGGAGAAAAUGAUAUGUUGCAUAAGAAACUGGAGGAAUUAGAAGGGUGAGGUGGAUGAGAUCAAUUAAGAACCGAAAAACUCCAUGACUCAGCAAACAAUCGAAGUAUUAAGUCCUGACCAUCUGCUAUGCCCUCUUGAUUUUUGGUGUCACAUUUUAUAUGUGCAAAGCGUUACUUACAGCUAACCAAACCGACCUUUGAUGAAAGCAGGAUAAGACUCGCUCAAAUAAGGCUUGAGAUCAGGAAGAUCGACAGCACAGGAUGUGGUUUCCACAUUCCUGGGUUUUGUUCACAAUGGUGUCAGAGUCGGCAAAUGUUGACAACCUCCAUAAUAUUAUGUUCAGAAAACGACUAAUUCAUGAAUCUAUUGUAAAUUUUUUAGAACACUUUGGCUGAUAAAUUCAAAAUCAUCUCUACAGUCUGUACAUAUCAUUCUUACAUACCAUUUGUACGGAUUGUUUGGCUAUUACAAGAUGUGCUGCACCAGAGUGAAGCAUUUCUGGUAUGCUGAGUUAUUUUCUACAAGCUUACCGUGUUUUUGUUUGAACAAGUUGCUGUAAUUUACAAAUAUCUAUAACCGCAAGUUAAUUUGAUUUAAGACUAAACUG